AUGUUCUACCUGUCACAACCAUCCUUCCUGGUGCGCUCCAGUCACGAGUUCCUGGGGGUGAGUGGAAAUCCCCAGAUGUCUGUCAGGUGGUACAAGCUUCGCUCCAAGCCAGGGAAGAAAGAAAAGGAGAGAGGGGAGAUCGAGGUGGAUAUCCAGUUCAUGAGGAGCAACAUGACAGCCAGCAUGUUUGACCUGUCCAUGAAGGACAAACCCCGCUCCCCCUUCGGGAAGCUGAAGGACAAGCUGAAGGGGAAGAGGAGCAGUGGCCUCUCCGACACGGCCUCGGCCGUCAUUCCCAGCACCACGCACUCCCCUGCCGACAGCGAAGAUGAGUCGGUGGAGAAGGAGAAGGAGAAGAAGAAAUCCAAGUUCAAAACACUCUUUUCCAAACCUGGCCUGCAGAAGACCUCCCUCUCCCAGUCCAUGUCAGUCCUGCCCACCCAGCAGCCCCUCACCCAGAGGGUUCGGCUCCGGCCCAGCGACUUCCAGUCGCAAUGGGAUGAGGAGGAGUCCGAGACCUCUCCAGCCUCAGACAAAGCCUUUGGAAAUGCCCUGGAAGAGAAGUCCUCUCCUUCUCCUUUAUUUAAGUCUCGUAAAACAGCAACCUUGGACAGCAGGCAGCUAAACCAAGCAGCUACAAGCCACACCAAGAAAGAGGGGCUCUCUUUAUUCAGUGGCCUUAAAUCCAAAAGUGACCCCGUUUCCAAGUCCAGUCUGUGCAUCAAUGGCACUCAUGUCUAUAUGGAGGAGAGCAUGACAAAGGACAGCACUCCAGCCUCUUCCCCUUCUCCUCACAACUUCCGGAGGAAGCAUCUCUUUGCUUCAGAAGAGAACCUGUCUUCCAGAUCUACUAAAGGACCUGAAGAGACAGGAAGAACAUCUCCUAGUCAGGCUUUGUCUGGGUCUUCAUCCUUGGAGACCUUCAAAGCUAUGACUUUGCCAUCAUACAAACUGCUUAGCAGUGAAGAACACCUGGAAACCAGCCCUCCUCCAAGUGUUGAGGCUGUGAAGGAGACCAAGAAACCAGACCACAAAAAGCCUGCCUUGCUGUCCCUGGUCACAGGGAAGAAGGAAGCAGGGAAGACCAGCACUGCUGAGAAUAUUCCCAACAGGAACCUGCAGGAUGAGGAGAACAAAGAUCCAGAAGAGAAGCGUGAACAAGAGGCCAAAGGUCUUGAGCUUCCAGCAGAUGUAAGCAGAGGGAAUCCCUCAGGAGACAGUCACCCUGCAGAAGAGGCCUUGGCAAAUAAGCAGCCACUGAACCCUUUCGAGGAGGAACGGAAACCUGAGAAAGCUGCUGCACCAGCCAAGACCAGAGCAGUGAAACCCAGACUCCAUCCUGUGAAGCCAAUGAAUGCCACAGCAAACACGACCCAGAGCAAAACCCUGAAUGUCAUCAGCACCAUGAAUGAAAAGCUGCUGGAGAUGAACAUGAAGAAAUACAAUCCCUCAGAUCCUGGCUAUGCUUAUGCUCAACUAACACACGAUGAGCUGAUCCAGCUGGUCUUGAAACAGAAGGACACGAUCACCAAGAGGGACCUCCAGGUGCGCGAGCUUGAGGACUACAUUGACAACCUGCUUGUCAGAGUCAUGGAGGAGACCCCAAACAUCCUGCGUGUUCCAGUCUCUGGAAACAAAAAGGCUGGGAAGAUGUAG
Molecule: messenger RNA, 1656 nt
Organism: Chaetura pelagica (chimney swift)
Lineage: Eukaryota; Metazoa; Chordata; Aves; Apodiformes; Apodidae
Gene: RAB11FIP1
Product: RAB11 family interacting protein 1 (class I)
Exons: 5
Coding region: 1-1656 (551 amino acids)
Biological process (GO): regulated exocytosis
Cellular component (GO): intracellular membrane-bounded organelle
Molecular function (GO): small GTPase binding
Source: RefSeq, a predicted model, not a curated record